This is a messenger RNA of Brassica oleracea var. oleracea, 675 nucleotides long. Its product is annotated as non-functional pseudokinase ZED1-like. Gene Ontology annotation, molecular function: protein kinase activity; ATP binding. The transcript has a single exon. Gene Ontology annotation, biological process: protein phosphorylation. Lineage: Eukaryota; Viridiplantae; Streptophyta; Magnoliopsida; Brassicales; Brassicaceae. Bases 1 to 675 code for a protein of 224 amino acids. Gene Ontology annotation, cellular component: plasma membrane. The record is from RefSeq and is a predicted model, not a curated record.
AUGGUAUUUGAAGACGUAGAAUAUAAAGCUUUGAACAUUCGAGGAAGUCUUGGUUCCGAGGACGUGCCGGUGUCGCCGUGGAAUGUACUAUUGAAGAUUACAAAGGAGGUUGCGGCUGCUAUUACUUACCUUCACACUGCUUUCCCUAGAAUCAUUAUACACAAAGACAUCAAGGCAACUAAUAUUUUCUUGGAUAAGAACUGGAAGGCUAAGCUCACUGAUUUCUCCCUUGCUGUGACACUCCCUGCGGGUAAAUCGUGGAUUAAAGAUAGGGUGAGUGGAACUCCUGGAUACUUAGAUAGUACUUAUUCGUCUACGGGCAGCAUAGUGACAGAAUACGCAGAUGUGUACAGCUUUGGAAUCCUUAUGUUGGUUCUUCUUAUGGGAAGACGACCAGAUAUGGAUGGACCAGAGUUUACUUAUUAUAUUCUUGAUUAUGCGAGGGAUCUGCAGGAGAGAGGAGAACUUAUUGAAUUCGGGGGCGGUUCGAAGGACAUGAGGCCUGGUCAGAUGAAAAUGUUUCUCGACCUGGCACUCAGAUGCUGCGCGAUGAGGAAUGAAGACAUGCCAAAGAUGAUCUUGGUUGCAAAAGAGAUCUUGGUUACAAGUAUCACUCUGAGGAUACAUCAAAACAUUCCUCCAUCAUCAAUCAAUGUAGCAGAGAAAUUUGCAUAG